This is a messenger RNA of Salvelinus namaycush (lake trout), 1617 nucleotides long. Its product is annotated as myosin-11-like. Gene Ontology annotation, biological process: vesicle transport along actin filament; actin filament organization. NCBI's taxonomy places the organism in Eukaryota, Metazoa, Chordata, Actinopteri, Salmoniformes, Salmonidae. The transcript has 16 exons. Gene Ontology annotation, cellular component: actin cytoskeleton; cytoplasm; vesicle. Gene Ontology annotation, molecular function: microfilament motor activity; actin filament binding; ATP binding. The record is from RefSeq and is a predicted model, not a curated record. The coding region runs from base 1 to 1617 and encodes 538 amino acids.
AUGCGAAUAGCCGACCGCUUUGAGACCGACCCUCCAAUCACUGACCCUCCAAUCACAGACGACCUUCCCAAGAUGGCUGCCGACUCCGCCUCUGACGACAGCAAGUUCCUGCGGCAGGAUGACGACUUCAAGAACAGUGGUGUGGGACAGGCUGAUUGGUCGGCCAAGAAGAUGGUGUGGAUCCCGUCAGAGAAGGAGGGGUUUGAGGCCGCCAGCAUCAAGGAGGAGAAGGGAGACGAUGUGCUGGUAGAGUUGGCUAACGGUAGGAAAGCCACAGUCAACAAGGAUGAUAUCCAGAAGAUGAACCCUCCUAAGUUCAGUAAGGUGGAGGACAUGGCAGCUCUUACCUGUCUCAACGAGGCCUCUGUCCUCCACAACCUCAAAGAGAGGUACUUCUCCAGCCUCAUCUACACGUAUUCAGGUCUGUUCUGUGUGGUGGUGAACCCCUAUAAGAUGCUUCCUAUCUACUCAGAGAAGAUCAUUCAGAUUUAUAAGGGGAAGAAACGCCACGAGGUUCCUCCUCAUAUCUACUCCAUCACUGAUAACGCUUACAGGAACAUGAUGCAAGAGCGUGAGGACCAGUCAAUUCUGUGCACAGGUGAGUCUGGAGCGGGGAAGACAGAGAACACGAAGAAAGUGAUCCAGUAUCUGGCGGUGGUGGCUUCCUCUCACAAGGGCAGCAAGAAGGACACUGGAGCUGUGAGUGUUACCUCUAGUGGGGAGCUAGAGAAGCAGCUGCUGCAGGCUAACCCCAUCCUGGAAGCCUUCGGGAACGCCAAGACCAUCAAGAACGACAACUCCUCACGAUUCGGCAAGUUUAUUAAGCUCAACUUUGACGUGACCGGAUUCCUGGUUGGAGCCAACAUCGAUACUUACCUGCUGGAGAAGUCUCGCUGUAUCCGCCAAGCCAAGAUAGAGAGAGCCUUCCAUAUCUUUUACUACAUGGUGGCCGGAGCCAAGGACCAACUAAAGGAGGAGCUGUUACUGGAGGAUUUCGGGGCCUACCGGUUCCUGGUGGCGGGUCAUGUGGAGGUGCCUGGUCAGGAAGAUGAUCAGAUGUUCAUAGAAACACUGGAGGCCAUGGAGAUCAUGGGUUUCUCUGAGGACGAGAGGACAGGCAUGAUGAAGGUGGUCUCCACUGUGCUCCAGCUGGGGAACAUUAAGUUCAACAAGGAGAGGAACAAUGAGCAGGCCACCAUGCCCGACAACACAGCGGCUCAGAAAGUGUGCCACCUGCAGGGUAUCAACGUGACAGACUUCACCCGUUCCGUCCUCACCCCCCGUAUCAAGGUGGGCAGAGAGGUGGUGCAGAAGGCUCAGACCAAGGAACAGGCUGACUUUGCCAUUGAGGCCCUAGCGAAGGCCAUGUAUGAGCGGUUGUUCAGGUGGAUCCUGGCUCGGGUGAAUAAGACUCUGGAUAAGGCCAAACGUAAAGGAGCAUCAUUCCUGGGGAUCCUAGACAUCGCUGGCUUUGAAAUCUUUGAGGAACUACCACGGGACUACCACGGUACUGUAGCUCUGUGUAAACCACUAUGUACCUUCUCCUCAGGGACUACCACGGAACUAGCUCUGUGUAAACCACUAUGUACCUUCUCCUCGGGAACUAGCUCUGUGUAA